Molecule: messenger RNA, 2427 nt
Organism: Pipistrellus kuhlii (Kuhl's pipistrelle)
Lineage: Eukaryota; Metazoa; Chordata; Mammalia; Chiroptera; Vespertilionidae
Product: protocadherin-23-like
Exons: 1
Coding region: 151-2427 (758 amino acids)
Biological process (GO): homophilic cell-cell adhesion
Cellular component (GO): plasma membrane
Molecular function (GO): calcium ion binding
Source: RefSeq, a predicted model, not a curated record
GAGGAAAAAACAAAACAAAACAAAACAAAAAAAACCACAUGAGAUUCCUUUAAGGAAAUCCCGGGGCUGAAGAGGUGGCCGCAGCGCCAGUGGCAUCCAGCGCCCCCCUCUGCGGGAGCUGCGAGCGGAGGACCUGCUCACCAGUUGCAGAUGCGAUCCCGGAAACUCCUGGGUCUGUCGGUGUGUUGGACACACGAAGUCUUUUCCUCCUUUGGCUCAGACCCCGAAGAGGCGGCUGGAUUUUGCUGUCAUCCUACCGCAAGCUGGCUGUUCCUCCCCGGGAGCCUUCCCCCAGGAGCUGGCAGAGCGAUGAGCCGGUCUGCGCGGUCUGCGCGGAGGGUGGGCACAGGGCGCCGGCGGGAGAGGAGAGGGUGGCCCGGCGGCCGGCCGGGAGGCGGCGGCGGCGGCGCCGGGGCGCAGCGCUUCCUGCUCGGGCUCCUCAUGCACGCGUGGCUGUGGGCGGCCUCGGGCUCCUCCGCCCAGGUGUUCCACCUCAGCCUCUCCGUGGACGAGGGGCUUCCCCCGGACACCCUGGUCGGCGAUAUCCGCGCCGGGCUGCCGGCGGCGCAGCAACAGGAGGCGGGCGGCUUCUUUCUGUCCGAGGAUUCCCACGACUCCCCGCUGCUGGACGCCUUCCACGUGCAUCCGGACACCGGCAUCAUCCGCACGGCCCGGAGCCUGGACCGCGAGCGGCGGGACCGCUACAGCUUCGUGGCCGCCACCCUGCUGGGCGCCGUGGUGCAGGUGGAAAUCUGCGUCAACGACGUCAACGACCACUCGCCCCGCUUUCCCCGGGACUCCCUGCGGCUGGACGUCUCCGAGCUCAGCCCUCCCGGCACGGCCUUCCGCCUGCCGGGUGCCCACGACCCGGACGCGGGGCUGUUCAGCACGCAGGGCUACACUCUCCUGCAACCGUCCGACCUCCCCGAGGAGGACCCCGCAGGACCCUUCUUCCGGUUGCGCUACGGGACCCCCGGGUCACCGCCACCAUCGCCCCUGGAGCCCCUGGACCUGGUGCUGCUGCGGCGCUUGGACCGAGAGACGGCCGCGGCGCACGAGCUGCAGAUCGAGGCGUGGGACGGGGGCCGCCCGCGGCGCACAGGCCGCCUGCGGGUGGAGCUGCGCGUGCUGGACGAGAACGACAACCCCCCGGUGUUUGAGCAGGACGAAUACCGCGCCGCCGUGCGCGAGGAUGCUCGGCCGGGCGCCGAGGUCUGCCGCGUGCGCGCCACGGACCGGGACUUGGGGCGCAACGGCCACGUGCGCUACCGCCUCCGCUCCCGCCAGGCGUCCGGGCCGCCGGGGGACGCAGCCCACUUCUCCGUGGACCCGCUGAGCGGCGCGGUGCGAGUGCAGAGGCCGCUGGAUCGCGAGGCCCAGGCCUGGCACCAGCUGGUGGUGGAGGCCCGCGAUGGGGGUGCGGAGCCCGAAGUGGCCACGGUGCGGGUGUCCAUCGCCGUGCUGGACGUGAAUGACAACCGCCCCACCAUUCACCUGCUCUUCCUCACCGAGGGGGGCGCAGCGCGAGUCUCCGAAGGCGCCAGGCCUGGCGACUACGUGGCUCGAGUGUCAGUUUCCGACGGGGACAAAGGUGACCCGGAGAAGGAGGAGGAGGCAGCUGGGGAGUUUGAUCUGAGCCCUGGGGACAGGACCAUCUCUCUGACCUUGGAAGGCACAGAGGGGGCCUUCGCGCUGAGGCCUGGCGGCUCCCCGGGGGUGUUUUUCCUUUGCGUCGAGGGCCCCCUGGACAGGGAAAGCCGAGACCUGUAUGAUUUGCGGCUGGUGGCCACCGAUGCGGGGUCUCCACCGCUGAGCACGGAGGAGACACUGCUGCUCCGGAUCUCCGACCUCAACGACCAGCCGCCCCUCUUCAGCCAGGAGCAGUACCAGGCCUCAGUGUCCGAGGCCGCGGCCCCUGGCACCGCCGUCCUGUGGGUGAGCGCCUCCGACGCGGACGAGGCUGGCACCGGCCACGCCACGCUGCGCUAUGCGCUGGUCCACCUCCCCGGGCGCUGCAGCCCAGAGGCUCAGCUGUCUACUGUGGCGGAGUGCGGACCAUCCUUCACCAUAGAUCCAGACACCGGCCUGAUCAGCACUAUCCGGGUUCUGGACCGAGAAGUUCAGGAGGCUGUCGAGCUGCGAGUGGUGGCCCGAGACCUGGGAGAGCCCCCGCUGUCUGCGACCUGCCUGGUGAGCAUCACCGUGAGUGAUGUGAACGACAACGAGCCCAUCUUCUGGAGGCAGGUGUAUAACGCCACCCUUCUGGAGCACGCCCAGAUGGGACACUGCUUUCUGCAGGUGAGUGCCUCGGGCCUGUGGAUCAGAGGAGAAGGGAUGGAGUGGCUGUGUGUCUGUCCAGGGAAGGAGAAUUGGGAUGCGGUGGUCGUGGUCAUAUCCCAGCUUGAUAUCGGGGAACAGGGGUUCUAG